This is a messenger RNA of Habropoda laboriosa, 5407 nucleotides long. It is a transcript of the gene PMCA, whose product is annotated as plasma membrane calcium-transporting ATPase 3. Gene Ontology annotation, molecular function: ATP hydrolysis activity; P-type calcium transporter activity; ATP binding. The coding region runs from base 546 to 4115 and encodes 1189 amino acids. Gene Ontology annotation, biological process: calcium ion transmembrane transport; regulation of cytosolic calcium ion concentration. The transcript is spliced from 16 exons. Gene Ontology annotation, cellular component: membrane; intracellular membrane-bounded organelle. Lineage: Eukaryota; Metazoa; Arthropoda; Insecta; Hymenoptera; Apidae. The record is from RefSeq and is a predicted model, not a curated record.
CGAGCGAUGUAUCGACUCCUCUAAAUUCCGCGAUAUCGUAAAUUGCAUAUUGCGAAACAGUGCGUGUGUAUUCUCUGCUACUGAACGCGUUUAUGACGUGGAUUCUUUUCUUCACAAAAAUUAAUUACGUUGCUUACGAAAAAGCAAAGCGGAAACGGAGGAAAACAUCGAAAACUCGGCGCAGUACGCGUGCGAGCAGCUAGAGGGCAACACGAAUCGAUUACCACUCCGCUAAUGGCUUAUUUCACUUAACACGCCUUUCCGUGUGGCAAGCUGGUAUGCUGUGUAUCGUGAUUAGCUUUUCACGGCUAGAGAUCGACAGGGAAGAAUGAAGCUCCGCGGCCCGUGACCAGUGAGGGGUGAUCGGUUUGCAUGCCAAUUCGCGAUCUGUUCUUGGCGUCAAGACAUAAACUGUCACCAGAAGCUGUUGGUCCUCCAAUUUCUUGGGGGCCAGUGGUGUCAGUGACACCAGAGAAUAAUACGAGCUGCUAGCGUGAAGAAGUGCAGUGAAGUUGGCUUAGGCCAACGUUGGUGGACGAGGCAAAAUGGCAACAAUAGAUGGCCGACCAGCCCAAUAUGGUGUCACUCUUAAGCAACUUCGUGAACUCAUGCAGGUCCGAGGGCGUGAAGGAGUUGAACAAAUCAAUAGCCAUGGUGGUGUGCAAGAGAUUUGUAAAAAAUUAUAUACUUCACCCAGCGAAGGUCUCAGUGGAUCAGCAGCAGAUAUCCAACAUAGAAGGGAUACAUUUGGUUCCAAUUCAAUACCUCCAAAACCACCAAAAACGUUUCUACAGUUAGUAUGGGAGGCUCUGCAAGAUGUUACGUUAAUAAUCUUGGAAGUAGCAGCAUUGGUUUCAUUAGGUCUUAGCUUUUAUCAACCAGCAGAUGAUGAAGAAAAACCUUUGAUAGACGAGGAUGAAGCGAAAUACGGUUGGAUCGAAGGAGCUGCUAUAUUUAUUUCUGUGAUCUUGGUGGUAAUAGUAACAGCUUCCAAUGACUAUUCUAAGGAAAAACAAUUUAGGGGUCUCCAGAGUCGGAUAGAAGGAGAACAUAAAUUCUCCGUCAUUCGGCAAGGGGAGGUCAAACAGAUCUCUGUAUCUGACAUCGUUGUGGGUGACAUAUGUCAGAUAAAAUAUGGAGACCUGCUGCCAGCAGAUGGUAUCCUUAUACAAAGCAACGAUCUCAAAGUGGAUGAAUCCAGUUUAACAGGAGAGUCAGAUCAUGUUAAAAAAGGAGAAUCGUUUGAUCCCUUUGUACUCUCAGGUACACAUGUGAUGGAGGGUUCUGGGAAAAUGUUAGUUACUGCAGUAGGUGUUAACUCACAGGCUGGUAUUAUCUUUACUUUGUUGGGUGCUGCUGUUGAUCAACAAGAGCAAGAGAUCAAGAAAAUGAAGAAAGAGGCUAAGAAGCAGCGGAAGAAGAAGUCAUUAACAGGAGAUGAAGCUGGAGAAAUAACUGGAAACAGCCAUGUGAGCAGUGGCAAGCACGAGGGUGGGGAGAACCAUCACGCAGCCAGCCAUAGUAGCGGUGCAGAAGGAAAGAAAGAGAAGAGUGUUCUUCAAGCCAAGCUAACUAAACUUGCCAUACAAAUCGGUUACGCCGGCUCGACUAUAGCAGUGCUUACCGUUGUCAUUCUAGUCAUUCAGUUCUGUGUAACGACGUUCGUUAUACAAGGGAAACCUUGGAAGAAUACGUACGCUGGUGAUCUGGUGCGGCAUUUGAUCAUUGGUGUAACAGUACUUGUUGUCGCCGUUCCCGAAGGUCUUCCUCUGGCUGUUACCUUGUCUCUCGCUUAUUCCGUUAAGAAAAUGAUGAAAGACAACAACUUGGUGCGUCACUUGGAUGCCUGUGAGACUAUGGGUAACGCCACGGCAAUAUGUUCCGACAAGACUGGCACUCUAACUACCAACCGGAUGACCGUCGUUCAGUCGUACAUAUGCGAGAAGAUGAGCAAAACAAUCCCACAGUUCUCGGAGAUACCCAGCCACGUUGGAAACUUAUUACUUCAAGCUAUUUCUAUUAAUUCGGCGUACACAUCCAGAACAAUGCCCUCGCAGGACCCUACAGAGUUGCCGCUGCAAGUCGGCAAUAAAACCGAAUGUGCCUUACUUGGAUUCGUAGUAGCCCUGGGCAUGAAUUAUCAGACGAUACGAGACGAUCAACCAGAAGAAACUUUCACGCGGGUGUACACGUUCAAUAGCGUUAGGAAGAGCAUGUCCACUGUCAUACCGAGGAAAGAUGGUGGAUAUAGGCUCUUCACCAAGGGCGCUUCCGAGAUCAUCAUGAAGAAAUGUGCCUUUAUAUACGGUCAUGAAGGUCGUUUGGAGAAAUUUACCAGAGAUAUGCAAGAGCGUCUGGUGGAGAACGUGAUAGAGCCGAUGGCGUGCGACGGUCUCCGUACCAUCUCCAUCGCUUACCGCGACUUCGUUCUGGGUAAGGCGGAGAUCAACCAGGUUCACAUCGACAACGAGCCGACCUGGGACGACGAGGAAAAUAUUGUGAACAAUCUGACCUGUCUGGGUAUCGUCGGUAUCGAGGAUCCUGUGCGUCCUGAGGUGCCGGACGCAAUUAGAAAGUGUCAAAAGGCUGGGAUCACUGUGCGUAUGGUGACUGGAGACAAUAUAAACACAGCGCGUUCCAUAGCUCUGAAAUGUGGCAUCCUGAAGCCAAACGAGGACUUCCUGGUUUUGGAGGGAAAAGAUUUCAACAGAAAGAUCAGGGACAACAACGGAGAAGUACAGCAACAUCUGUUGGACAAAGUGUGGCCGAAAUUAAGGGUGUUAGCCAGAUCGUCACCAACAGACAAAUAUACGUUGGUGAAAGGCAUAAUUGAUAGCAAAGCGACUGUGAGUCGCGAGGUUGUUGCCGUGACUGGUGACGGUACGAACGAUGGCCCGGCCUUGAAGAAGGCCGACGUCGGCUUCGCCAUGGGCAUAGCCGGCACAGACGUCGCAAAAGAAGCCUCCGAUAUCAUAUUAACGGACGAUAAUUUCUCGUCGAUCGUGAAGGCGGUUAUGUGGGGUAGAAACGUCUACGAUAGUAUAGCGAAGUUCUUGCAGUUUCAGCUGACCGUCAAUAUCGUCGCUGUUAUAGUUGCUUUUAUCGGGGCAUGUGCCGUGCAAGAUUCGCCUCUUAAAGCGGUGCAGAUGUUGUGGGUGAACUUAAUCAUGGACACGUUAGCGUCGCUCGCAUUGGCCACCGAAUUGCCUACACAUGAUCUUCUUCUACGUAGACCGUACGGUCGCACGAAACCGCUCAUCUCCAGGACAAUGAUGAAGAACAUUCUCGGUCAAGCUGUCUAUCAGUUGACUGUAAUUUUUAUGCUUCUUUUCGUUGGCGAUAAGAUGCUCGACAUCGAAACAGGCCGAGGAGUCGCACAGGCUGGCGGCGGUCCAACGCAACACUUCACCGUCAUCUUCAACACGUUCGUCAUGAUGACUCUUUUCAACGAAUUUAACGCCAGGAAAAUCCAUGGUCAGCGUAAUGUCUUCCAAGGAAUAUUCACCAACCCCAUCUUUUAUUCUAUCUGGGUCAUGACAUGUCUAUCGCAGGUAGUUAUCAUACAAUACGGUAAAAUGGCGUUCAGCACGAAAGCUCUCACAUUAGAACAGUGGAUGUGGUGCCUGUUCUUCGGAGUCGGUACUCUAUUGUGGGGCCAAGUAAUUACGACUAUUCCUACGCGCAAGAUUCCUAAAAUCCUUUCAUGGGGCCGCGGCCAGCCGGAUGAUAUCGGUGCGAUCAAUCUCGGAGAUGAGAAAUUCGACCCUGACUCGGAUAAAAUGCCGCGCUCAGGACAAAUUCUAUGGAUCCGUGGUCUAACACGACUACAGACACAGACGAGCAAUAGAACUCUGGUGCAGAAUGUAUCUGUGACAGGCAGAUCCCCCUCUCAGGAUUACUAUAUGAUCCGUGUAGUGAACGCAUUUCGGCAGGGCACAGACCCGCGCUACAGGAGCGAGCACAGCAGCAACACUUUGGGGGAGGUACUGAAACAGUCGAAGCGGCUUUCGCAGACGAGCAGCAUCGAAUACGCCGACAACAACCCGAACGAGCUGCCCAUACCAAUAGAUGUGGAAAGGCUUUCAAGUCACAGUCACACCGAGACCGCCGUUUAGACAGUGGAAGGGGGGAAAUGUAAUUCAGCAACUACAGCAGCCACGACGACUGUCAUCGUUGUGCCAUGUUCGAUCCUCUCUGACGAUGUGUAAAAACAUACACACACGCGCGCACACACACACAAACACAAACACACAAACACAGACACAUACCAACAGAAAAAAAUCCUCAUCCUUAUUUUUUUCUCGUGGCCAGCGCAUUCAAAAUGAACAUGCACAGGCACACACUGGAUACACUAGAUCGUGCAUCGUUGUUGAUCCUCGGGCAUGAAGGAGGAAGGGGAUCAUUCCUAACCUAGUCAAGAAUGAAAGAAAAAAGAAAAAAGUAAAAUCGUGACGCGAGUCAGGUCCUCGUCAUUAUCUCCAUGCUUUUAUGUUUCUUACCGUUGAUCGAUAAUAAGUACAGCGUCCGUCAGGAUUAAAAUGGUAAAGAUAAAUUCGACGAAUAACGACGAUGACGAUGACAAUGACCUUCUGCCCACGAGACGUUGCGGACACACCUCAGUUGAUCCGUGCGAGACACCAAUUAACAAGAUUUACCAAAGUAACGCACCACUGCCUUCCCUCUGUGUUUAGUUGUUAUUUAUGUUUACUUCAUUUUUGUUUCUUCUAUCCUUGUGUAUGUUUUUCUAUUUUACCCAUCAGCGAUUACUUCUUUUUAUUUCCACUUUUUUUCUUAUUGUCCUUUUCUAUUUCAUGUCCUACCCCUUCUACGAUUUCUCUCUCGACAAUUGCACACAGCAUGGAAUGAUCGUAGCAGAGGUAUGGAGAGGGCAAGAGGAGAAGGAAAAUGUAGACACUCACUGUGUAAAGGUGAUUUCCAUUGGUGUGACAAUUUCCAAAUGGAAAAAAUAAAUUUGAAAGAAUUGUUUUUUGUGUUAUUUGUUCAUUAAAAGAUUCAUGGAUUUUCCUUCUCUCUUCGACUGUUCACCAUUACAUUCGUCACGUGCAAUCCGAUUUCUUUACCGCCAUCUACUUGUACCUAUCAAACUGUUCUUGUCUAUUAUGUGUUUUUCUUCUCUUUCUACCUCGCACAAUAUUUCCUACACUAUUCUUUGCCUUCUUCUUUUGCUGCUUUCCUUUUUUUUAUCUAUUUGUCUAUCUGCCUGUCUCUCCGUUUCUCGCGUGACUUAAAAAUGAUCUAGUCACUAGUUUGUAUUGUCGCUGUACUACUUCCGUGAAUUAUACUCAGCACUGGGGGUGCCUUACUGAAGAGAAACAAAGAUAAGAAAUGGAAAAAACGAAACAAAAUAAAAUGAAUUGCGCAUUGUUUUUUAGUCUUACUUCGCGUG